AUGAAGUCUGAAGUGAGAUUCCUGCUGAGGAUCUAUGUUACAGCUGUAAAUAAUGACAUCCAUACAGGAACAUGUUUCAUUCCUCUACUGACAUCUGUGUGCAGUUACAACACCUUCCCUUUUCAUGAGGAAGAUUAUGACACACUGGAGGAUAUUCGGAGUGAUUUUCUGAUGGAUCUUUGCUCACAUGUGAAGGACUAUGAGACUUUACUUCCAGCAUUACAGUCAGUUUAUAUACAGUCAUCACCUGAUGUCUGGAUCAUAGAUCUCUCAGAGAGAAAGACCUCCAUCCUCCUGGAAGUGUUGAAGCUCCAAACAGAGAAGAAACCAGUAGAGCUGAGAGGAUGGACAGAUGAAGAGAGUGAAGUGAUGAGUUUCCUUCAGUGUCUGCCCUACAUCUCACAACUGAGAUUGGGCGUUAAUGAUGGAAGCAAAUUUCUGUUGAGACUUUUUAUUAAAGCAGCAGAAACUGAAAGACACACAGGAGAUCAGAUGCUGAAACUGUUGACUUCAGUCUGUUCAUAUUCAUCUUUCCCUUAUGAAGAUAUGAACAACUCCAGAAGUAGUGAUUUUCUGCUGGAUCUUUACUCACAUGUGAAGGUUUAUGAGACUCAAACAGGCAGGAGUUUACUUCCAGCAUUACAGUCAGUUUAUAUACAGUCAUCACCUGAUGUCUGGAUCAUAGAUCUCUCAAAGAGAAAGACCUCCAUCCUCCUGGAAGUGUUGAAGCUCCAAACAGAGAAGAAACCAGUAGAGCUGACAGGAUGGACAGAUGAAGAGAGUGAAGUGAUGAGUUUCCUUCAGUGUCUGCCCUACAUCUCACAACUGAGUGGUGGGGAGCGCUGUGUGUUGAGUCUUUUUAAACUGGCCGAGUUCAGACAGAAUCCAGAGCUGGUGAACUCACUGUUACAGGCUCUGGACUUUAACCUCAGUCUCGAGGGAAUAUUACCCAGCAGCACUUGCAGGUUCACUUGCGGAGUCUUACACCUGUCAGCUGACAAACUCACUUUAACUGUGAGACCUCAGGCCAUCUCUCUCAGAGGAACAAGACUUCUCUUCAGACACAUCACAAACAUACAAACACUCAGGCUGAGUGGUUAUAUGGUGGUGAGAACUGUGCGUGCUUUGAGGUCUUCAAGAGUUCCUGUCAUUGUAAAUGAACUCUCAGUUGAUCUGAAUGAUAAACGGCGGUCAGACAGCGAGAUGUCCAGAGUUCUGAGCAGUUUGGCUUCUCUUCUGAGACUCUGGACUGUCCAGUGUUUGAACUUGAGCGACUGCAGGAUGAAGUCUCUCUCUUUGAUUCUCCUUCUGUCUCAGCAGAGCCCAGUGACUCUCAGACUGUCAAAAGAAAAUCUCCAAUCGCUGACUGAAUGUGUGUAUGAAGCUCAAGAAGAGGAUUUGACUUUGUGUUUCCUGGAGAAAGUGGGAGGAGAUCUCUCUUCCUGUUCCUUGAGUUGGGAAAAACUUCACUAUUUCCUUCAGUGUGAAAUUCCAUCCAUCACUGUGGAUUAUAAAGUCAGAGACAUGUCACUCAACAUCAGAGACAUUCUGCCAUUUCUGAAUAGGACUCACUUUCAGCGGAUGAGCUCCACCAUGAUGAUGUCUUUAAUGAGAGAGAUCUAUGAGUCCAGAUCUUCAGGGUUUGUGUCCGGUCUGUUGAGUUCAGUGAAGAACUGCAUUAACCUGCAGAACAGAGCGCUGGACUCUGUCCACUGUGCAGCUCUGCGCUUUAUACUGCAACACUGCACUGCAGUUACACUCGACAUGCUGUGGACCUCCAUACCAGAGGAGGAGCUAAAGAGCUUUCUGCCUCUCCUCAGUCGUGUCUCCUGCCUCAGGGUUGACAGAGUGCUGUUACUGAGAAUGCUUCACUGCAGUUCCUCUGAUGUCCAGCAGGAGGAGUCAGCGGUUCUGCUCUCUGCCCUGCAGCACAAGCUGGACUUCUCCUGUUGUUCUGCACUGGACCUGACAGAAGACACCCCCACACAGACUCUACAACUGACUACUGAGGACUGUCAUGUGAUGUCUACAGUCAUUCAGAGAGUUUAUAGAGAUACACACACCCUCACACAGCUGAAUCUACACGACUGUCAGAUGAAUACAGCUGGAAUAGAUCAACUCUUCACAGUCUUACACUCUGUUAAACUCCAGUGUGGUAAAUCAAUGCUGCUUCAGUUUCUCUCUCAUGUGGAUGAUGGGAAAGCUGAAUGUCUUUCUCGGGCUCUGGGUGAAGAAGUGGAUCUCAGUCAGACUCAUCUGGACCUGCAGGUCUGUAGAGGACUUGCUCUGGUUCUGGAACAUUCUGAAGGUCUAACAGAACUGGAUCUCAGUCAGUGUCAUCUAACUGAUCAGAGUUUGGAUGUCCUGCUGCCAAACCUCCACAAAGCACAAAACAUUGAUUUUAGUGGCAAUAGCAUCACUGACACCGGAGCACUGAAAAUCUACAGUAUCGUCUCUCAUGACAGUAACAUAAAGACAGUGAGGCUUUUCAACAACAGAAUUGAAUCCAGAAAGCUUUUCCUCAAAGACCGACGGUUUGAAAUCUGGUGAUGCAAAAAAGCUUUUUUGGGAGUAAAGGACCAGUUAAUAGAACCUGUAGUGAUCUUCAACGUUGUGGCUGAUGUUCUGUCAAGCUCCUGAAAUUCGCAGAUGAGACUGCCAUCAUCGACCUCAUCCACAAUGGUGACGAGUCUGCUUACAGACAGGAGGUUGCAGAGAUGGCUGUUUGCUGCCAAACCUCAAGAUCUUUACACCUCCAGAAAGAGAAAAAGGGCGAAGAAAAUCAUUUGUGACUCCACUCACCAAUCUCACUCCGUCUUCAAACUGUUGCCAUCUGGUCGGCGCUACAGAGCACUGAUCACCAGAACAGCCAGACACAAGAACAGUUUAUUCCCGCAGGCCUGAACAAUUAAAAGCUCUUACUACACACUGUCCAUCACAUUGUACACUUACACAUAGCAUCUGGAAACUGUACAUUGUAAAAAACAAUAUAUUAAACCUGAAAAUAAGACACUGUACACUCUUUUAAAAAAUAUUUGUUGUCUAUAUUUUUUACGUUUUGUACAUAGUACAUUAUUUUCUUCAUCUAAUUUCCAUUUUUUUCUAUCUUACUGUAUAUUUGAACAAUGUGUAAACUUUCAUCUGCAAUAAGCUCCUGUUGUCAAGUCAAACUCCUUGUGUUUGUUUAAACAUAAAUGACUAUAAAGCUCCUUCUUCUGGACAUCAUUUUAGUAUAUGAAUUGGGUAUUAUAUAUGAGACUUCUUAAUAGUUUUUUUGGAAAAGCAAUUUCCUAAUAUAGUUUUACCUCAGAUAUACUGAAAGAUAUGUGGCAUAGCCUAUAUGUUGACCCUAUAUG
This is a messenger RNA of Triplophysa dalaica, 3356 nucleotides long. RefSeq lists its product as uncharacterized. The record is from RefSeq and is a predicted model, not a curated record. The coding region runs from base 1 to 2550 and encodes 849 amino acids. NCBI's taxonomy places the organism in Eukaryota, Metazoa, Chordata, Actinopteri, Cypriniformes, Nemacheilidae. The transcript is spliced from 10 exons.